GGCCAGGGCGCUGCCAGACCCGACCCUGUGGCUCUGUGUCUGCACUGACUGGCCUACUGAAAAAGCACCUUGGUUCUGAUGUCCCAGGACCAUGCAAUGGCAGGGCUGUCUGGAACUUUAGGGAUCAUCUAUGCUAUCUUUAUCCCUGAACAAAUAAGAAAUCAAGGCCAGAAGUGGCAAGUGACUUGCCCGAGGACACACAGCAGGUAAGUACCAGGGCCAGGCCUCAGACCUGGAUUUUUUGACUCUGAGUGCUCUUUUUAUGUGAUCAGGCUGGCCAGGACGGUCUCCCCUGCCUACCAUCACCUGCCCCCUCUAGGCUUUUGAGCUAUCACUCCAGCAACCUGAGAGAAGUAGAGGGGCUGGGCCCACUCCUGGGCACCUUGUCUGGGGGUGCCAGUGCCUGGCUCCUGACUCCAGAAGUGGCUCCAAGGGGCUGGGUGGGAAGCAGGAGGCCAUUAGGACCCAGAAGCUCUCAGAGCAUCCUGCUCUGCCUCUCACCGAUCACUGCAGUGGUUCAGGCUUCAGCAGCCUUGGAGAAGCAUCAGCUGAGAGGAGCUAUCACAUGGGAGCCGGGAGCUGCUCAGCAAAGCCACAGUGGCGGGCACCAGCAAGUGCAGCACGGCAUGGUGGGCUGGAGUGCUGGCCCUGGAGCCAGGCCACCUGGCUGAGGACCUGGACCUUGCUACUAACUAACUGUGAAUUUUGAUGGCUUUAUGAGGAAACUGCAGUUCAGAAGCGUCACAGAGUUAAUAACUCCCAGACCUGGGACUGGAAACCAAACCUUAUGCUCCUUCUCCCCAACAGCUCCUGCCAUUCUGAGGAGACCAGAUAUUAGGAAAUUCACAUAAGCAAUCUUAAAACUGGGGCACUAUCCUGAAGCUCAGCUGGACCCUGGGAAAAGGAGACCAUGGAUUUAGAAUCUCUGGAUAACAGUCCUUGAAAGGGGAGAAGGGUGUGGAGAACAGAGGAAAGGAAGUGGAAAAGAAGGGGCUGGGCACCACUCAGAAGGUGGAGUGUUGAGUGGGCGAGGCUCCUGCAUCUCUCACUUUCCUGCUUCUUUGAAGUCACCAGGGUGGACUGGGAGCUAACUCCUGAGCCCUCAGUCACUGGCCUUGAAGGCUGGCAAUAAGAGCCUGCCCAAGAGGCUCCAGCAGGAGGCGCUCUCCCCUCCCUCCUCAACACACACACAAAAUUGGGAAGCCUGGGCCUGGGCUUGCCAUCCCAGGGUCACUGGACUAGGAUGGGGGAUGGGCCUGUGAUUGGAGGUGCCCUGGGUGUCCUCUUUCGGCCCCAUGGAGUCCUCACCCAUCCCCCAGUCAUCAGGGAACUCUUCCACUCUAGGGAGGGUCCCUCAAACCCCAGGUCCUUCUACUGCCAGUGGAGUCCCAGAGGUGGGGCUGCGGGACGUGGCUUCAGAAUCCGUGGCCCUCUUCUUCAUGCUCCUGCUGGACUUGACCGCUGUGGCUGGCAAUGCUGCUGUGAUGGCUGUUAUCGCCAAGACACCCGCUCUUCGAAAAUUUGUCUUUGUCUUCCACCUCUGCCUGGUGGACCUGCUGGCCGCCCUGACCCUCAUGCCCCUGGCUAUGCUCUCCAGCUCUGCCCUCUUUGACCAUGACCUCUUUGGGGAGGUCGCCUGCCGCCUCUACUUGUUCCUGAGCGUAUGUUUUGUCAGCCUGGCCAUUCUCUCGGUGUCGGCCAUCAACGUGGAGCGCUACUAUUAUGUGGUCCACCCCAUGCGCUAUGAGGUGCGCAUGACACUAGGGCUGGUGGCCUCUGUUCUGGUGGGUGUAUGGGUAAAGGCCUUGGCCAUGGCUUCUGUGCCAGUGUUAGGAAGGGUCUCCCGGGAGGAAGGAGCUCCCAGAGUACCCCUAGGCUGCUCACUCCAAUGGAGCCACAGUGCCUACUGCCAGCUUUUUGUGGUGGUCUUUGCUGUCCUUUACUUCUUGUUGCCCCUGCUCCUCAUCCUUGUGGUCUACUGUAGCAUGUUCCGAGUAGCCCGUGUGGCUGCCAUGCAGCACGGACCACUGCCCACGUGGAUGGAGACACCCCGGCAACGCUCUGAGUCUCUCAGCAGCCGCUCCACUAUGGUCACCAGCUCAGGGGCCCCCCAGACCACCCCGCACCGGACGUUUGGGGGAGGGAAGGCAGCGGUGGUCCUCCUGGCCGUGGGAGGACAGUUCCUGCUCUGUUGGUUGCCCUACUUUUCCUUUCACCUCUAUGUUGCCCUAAGUGCUCAGCCCAUGUCGACUGGGCAGGUGGAGAAUGUGGUGACCUGGAUUGGCUACUUCUGCUUCACUUCCAACCCUUUCUUCUAUGGAUGUCUCAAUCGGCAGAUUCGGGGGGAGCUCAGCAAGCAGUUUGUCUGCUUUUUCAAGCAGGCUCCAGAGGAGGAGCUGAGGCUGCCGAGCCGGGAGGGCUCCAUUGAGGAGAACUUCCUGCAGUUUCUUCAGGCGACUGGCUGUCCCACGGAGUCCUGGGUUUCCCGACCCGUACCCAGCCCCAAGCAGGAGCCACCUGCUAUUGACUUUCGAAUUCCAGGCCAGAUAGCCGAGGAGACCUCUGAGUUUCUGGAGCAACAGCUCACCAGCGACAUCAUCAUGUCGGACAGCUACCUCCGUCCUGCCCCCUCACCGCGACUGGAGUCAUGAUGGGCUGAUGGACACUUGGAGGGAGAUGAGGCUGGGGGCUGGUUAUGACUGCAAGGAACUCCUUGUGGGACCACCUUUUCCCAGCUAGCUGGGGCUGGAGUCUCUGCACACAGCUUUUGCUUAGUGUUUUCUGGGUCAGGAGCAGAGCCAGCAGGAUGUAUGUGUGGCAAAAGCCUUGGACACAGCUUUGAACCUUGACUACUGGGGAGGGAACCUGGUGAGAUGGUGACGAGAAUAAAAGGUCGUGAAGAACUGCCCUCCCUGAUCUCUCUCCUCAUGGCAGUGACCCAUCGCCAGUCCCCUGGACAAUCGGGUACAAGAGACUAAGGUUGGGAACUGGAAAGGUGGGGUUUCCAUGGUCCAUUAAAUGCCUCCCCUACUCCCAUUCAUCGCUCUCAAAAUUAGCUUCAGUGACAAAGACUUAAAUCUCUCUCCUAUCUGUAGCCCGGGGUUGGAGAGGCAGAGGAGUUGGGCUCAACUGUUCACUGAUUGAUACUGUAGGCACUGUGUUGGUUGUUACUGGUGGGGGUAUAUUCAAGGGAGAGGGAAUAACUGCAAACUGGACAGGAUUCCCAUCUGGGACUACCUGUCCAUCCACUUCCCUCAAUUCAAUCAGGUAACAUUAAAGGGGUCGAGGCAGGACCAGACGGUGGUGUGAUCUGUAUUUGAAAAAAUUCCGGGCUCACUGAGCAUCAAAGGGGAUGAUGGGCCGGUGGGAGUGGGAUAGUCUCCCCUUUGAACAGCCAAUAAAUAAUUUUUAUUAUAAAAAGUUAUGCUGAUAUCAACAUUGACUCCUUUAGUUCAAUUCAGUGCAUAAUAGUUGAAUACUCUAUUCUGUGAGACUCACAGAGGAUGUGGAGUCACUGCCUUCCAGGAGUUCAUAGUCUAAUUUGAUCAGGUACCUUGUAUUUUGACAGAGCAUUUACAUCUGGUGAAGUACUAUAGGAUGUGUUUAAGAAAUAUAUUGAAGAAUAUGUUCAUGGCUCUAACUUCUUAGAGUUCAGCCCAUUGCAGCAAGAUGCCUAUAUGGAGGCUUCCUGCAGAAUGGAAGGUGUGCGGGUUGUAGAUGAAACUCUGGUUGAAGAAAAUAAUUUACUAAAUGAAACUGGGCAGCUUUCCUCCUUUAGAUCUAGGAAAAUCUCCAGGUUUCUUUCUUCCUACGACUGGACUUCCUCUAGUCCAGUGCCUAUUACACUGAGGAAAUCCUUUAAAUAGCAUAUACAUUGAGCAGAGUCUUUUGUGAUUGAAAAACAUGUUCUCUCCCUUUCUCUCCUCCCUUUAAGAUACACUUACAAGGGAGGAAUCUCAUUUCUAGACAGAGGGAAAACUUUCAAUCACUGAUGAGCAAGCAUUGCCAGCAGGUGGCAGUGUGAGUCCAGUGGAAAUAGGAAAGAGGUAUGUGAGGGGGGAGGGGCAUUAAAAAUUGCCUAGCAGCCAUUUUGUUAAUUUAUUUUGUCUUUUCCUUUGACUUUGCCCUCCAACCCUUCCUUCACAUACAUCAAAGAAGAAAAUUUUAAGUGCAAGGAUAUCGCUAAUUCAGGCUGAAAUUUCCUGACACUGUGAUCUCACUGGCGUUUAUUACAGAAUUUGACACAUGCUGAUUCAUUUACCAUUUAUUUUACCCUAAGUUGAUCAUGAAGGAAAUAAAAUUUUCUCUUUUAUUAUGCUGA
This is a messenger RNA of Vicugna pacos (alpaca), 4321 nucleotides long. It is a transcript of the gene GPR61, whose product is annotated as G protein-coupled receptor 61. Lineage: Eukaryota; Metazoa; Chordata; Mammalia; Artiodactyla; Camelidae. Gene Ontology annotation, biological process: G protein-coupled receptor signaling pathway. Gene Ontology annotation, molecular function: G protein-coupled receptor activity. The record is from RefSeq and is a predicted model, not a curated record. Gene Ontology annotation, cellular component: endosome; signaling receptor complex; plasma membrane.